UCAGUAGCAUUUGAAGGUUUGACCGGUUACGACGUGUGGGAUAAGAGGAUCUGUUUUUUUUUUGCUGUCUGCAUGGGAGAGUUUCGUGUCCAACUGAAUGGACCAGUGCUUGAGUGGCACAUCCCUCGAGUGAAAAGAUCGUCACGGUGAGAUUAUGUUUCAGGAUAUUUUAAGUGUGUUUAUUUGUUGUGCACGAGCCCCAAUGUUGGGUUGAGUGAGUCCAAGGGUUCUGAAAAGCAAAUCAGGUGGUGCGAAAAAGGAUUCUCCGGUAGUAGCUUGUUUGAUCUGGAAAUAGUGAACACAUUAAACAUUGAAGUGAUCAAAAAUUGUUAACAAUAACCCAUAUCAUUAGAUAGUGUGGCGAGUGUGGGUGAAGGAAAAUGAGUUUGCCAAGUGGUGUUGAUAUGUCCAAUCUGAUGCAACAGCAUCCAGUGCUUGGGGCGUUGCCGCCAGCGUUUUUCCUGCGAGCCGCCUCGGAGCGCUAUCAAAGGACACCAAAAUGUGCCCGCUGCCGUAAUCAUGGAGUGGUGAGCGCCUUGAAAGGUCACAAACGGUACUGCCGCUGGCGAGAUUGCGUCUGUGCAAAGUGUACCCUCAUCGCGGAGCGACAACGAGUGAUGGCGGCCCAGACAUUCUUUAACUCCAAGGUGGCCCUCCGACGGCAACAAGCACAAGAGGAAAAUGAAGUUCGCGACUUGGGACUCCUGUACACCGGAGGAGUUCACACGGUGGGCCAACCGGUUUCCGAAUCCAACGGGCAGCAAACGGUCGGAUCGUUUCACACCGGAAUCCCUUCGCCUCCCAACGAUUCGGAUGGUGCCAAUCGUGGCAACUAUGGUCCCACAGACGAAACAGACAAUCCCCGACUUCGGCCGGAACGCAUAAACUCCGCCUAUUCGCCAGACCAGAGUGAACCCGACAGCCCCGGGUUGAAACGGCAGCGACUGUCAACGGAGACCGAUCACGACACAGGAUCGGAAUCGUCACCCAGUAGUCCUCGGUUGAAAACGGGUCUCUUCUCGCUUCCCAUGAAACUUUCCCCCUCCCGUAAUGGACCCCCCAGCUCACCCGAAUCCGAUCUGGACGUGGACUCCGCUCCCGACGAUUCGAUUGCCCCCGAGAAUCUCAGUCUCAAAAAGGACGACGGAGUCCACAAAGCCUCACCGGAGCAGCGAUCAUCACCGGUGAGCAAUAUGCUCGGGAAUGGAAGCGGAGGUGGUGCCGGAAGCAGUUUGGGUUUUCUGCCGUAUCACACCCAGUCUCCACAGUACCAACACGGAUUGGGAGUUGCUAGUUCACCAACGCCCAGCCGGUCCCCGGUAGAUGUUCUACUGAGAGUGUUUCCCAACCGUCGUCGGAACGAAGUGGAACAACUGCUCCAACGUUACAGAGGAGAUGUUGUCCAAGCGAUGGAAGCCAUGUUGUGCGGUGACGAUGGCUUGCAUACCAGCAUGAAUGUUCCAACGCCUUCGCCGCCAUUCUCGGUGAAAUCUGCCUUCUCCCCAUUGAUGCCUCCAGGAGCUUUUGGCGCCCCGGCAGUUAGUCGUGGUUACUCCUUUCUGCAGGCUCAAGCUCACGCGAAGCGCUUCCUGACUGCUCCCUAUAGUGGAACGGGAUAUCUGACGACGAUCUUGCAAGAUCCCGACCAACAGGGGGAUGGCACCAGCGGAAGUGGCCCCGCCAAUGGAUCCUCGUCUUCCUCGACGAGCGGCGGAGGGAACUGUGGCGACGGGCAGGAAUAAUAUACAUUUAUAAACUUGUGAAACUCAUAGACCCAAGUGGACGUAAUCAACAGCAUCGUACUUUACUUGUUACUUUAGAUAAGAUUGUAAAAUUUGUGUCCGAUUGGAGACAACUUGUACAGAUGGAUUAGUUAAAAUGCAACCACGUUUCAAAUUAGAACCUUUAUAUACGUAAAUAGAUAUUAUGAGAUAUUAUGUAGGUCAAUCACGCACUAUGAAAAUAUUUUGUAAAUAGCUCAACAUAUAAUUAUUGCUGAAUUUUUGCGUGAUAGAUGAAUAAUUAUCCUGCAAAAACAGGUUUCACAACUGAGAGAGAAAACUCCUCGAACAACUUUUCUGUUUGUCCUCAUUUCAUUUUGUAAAACUACUCACACGGAAUCCAAUAUCAUUAGCGAAAUCAAACGAAGUCAAACUGAUUUUCUACUCAAAAUAUGAAUUAUUAGAAACAAACAAAUAUAAUCCCACACGUUAGCGUCUUCGUGUAUAUCAUGUAAUGUAGUAAUCAAGUCGGUAAGUAUCACCAACAUUAAGCCGAUCUCCACAACAAAUUAUGCUUACUUGUAGCCUUAAGACAUCUACCCUGGAAAAGUGAAAUAAAGAAGGU
Messenger RNA from Toxorhynchites rutilus septentrionalis, 2346 nucleotides. It is a transcript of the gene dmrt99B, whose product is annotated as doublesex- and mab-3-related transcription factor A2. The transcript is spliced from 7 exons. The record is from RefSeq and is a predicted model, not a curated record. Gene Ontology annotation, biological process: sex differentiation; regulation of transcription by RNA polymerase II. Bases 381 to 1742 code for a protein of 453 amino acids. Gene Ontology annotation, cellular component: nucleus. NCBI's taxonomy places the organism in Eukaryota, Metazoa, Arthropoda, Insecta, Diptera, Culicidae. Gene Ontology annotation, molecular function: RNA polymerase II cis-regulatory region sequence-specific DNA binding; protein binding; DNA-binding transcription factor activity, RNA polymerase II-specific.